AUGCCUUGCUUUGAAGCCCCUGCCCUGCAAUCACCACCAGCAUCUCUGUGCAUGGUUCAAACUCUGUCAUCCUUGGUACCUGGGCGUGUACCACCUCCCAUUGAUGUAUCUGCGCCAUCUGCCAUCGCUAAAAUUGUUGAGAAUGAUUCUGGUGUAUCUGCACUAUCCGCCAUCAAUAACAUGAAUGAUUGUGUAUCUGCACCAUCUACCAUUGCUAACAUUGUUAUUGAGAAUGAUUUUGGUGUAUCUGCGCCAUCUGCCCUUGCUAAUAUCAUUGUUGAGAAUGAUUUUUGUCCACCUGCGCCACCCGCCUACGAAGCUGACAUUGUUCAGGGCACUGAUUCGAGUACCUUAAACUCAAUAUAUAUAUUCUUAACGCCGUCUUUCACACCUCUUUCAGAUAUGGAAUAUGUUGAAGUCUACGAGGACGAGCGACUCUAUGUGAUAGCCGCUGAUCAAAUGGUGGAUGAAUGUAUGGUGUACUGUCACUGCGGUGUGCUAUAUAAUGUGCCAGCCAGUAGUGCUAAGGAUGGAGUUCAUCCUCCAUUCUUCAUCGUGACUCGUGGGCGCUACAUUGGGGUUUUCUGUGGACGGCAUAACUUAGCACCCAUGGUUGAAGGACUUUGCCACGCUGUACAUGCUGAGGUUGACUCACUCGAGGAAGGUGAAAGGGCAGUCAGGAACGCAAUCGCGAGAGGGGAAACAGUUCUAUUCCCAAUACCGUUGAAGGCUUAA
Molecule: messenger RNA, 735 nt
Organism: Suillus plorans
Lineage: Eukaryota; Fungi; Basidiomycota; Agaricomycetes; Boletales; Suillaceae
Exons: 7
Coding region: 1-735 (244 amino acids)
Source: RefSeq, a predicted model, not a curated record